ACUUCUGUCAAGUCGUCAGUCUUCGACUCUGUAGUCGCCCCUUUCCUCCGACGUCGAGCCUUCGUCCCAAGUGAUCGUGGUCGAAUUUCCAGAGGCUAUCACAUUUUUAAUUAUUUCUUUAAUUAAUCAGUUCAGUGAAGUGUCCACUCGGCAUCUCUCCAAGAUACAGCCAACGCAAUGCCGAUGUUAACAUGCAGCAACGGCAACGGGGUAAAUUCGGCAGAGAGGGAAAACAGCUCCCCUGCGGAUUCUUUGCUUUCUGGAGAAGGAGAGCUCGUAGAAGAGCCCGGUGAUUCGCCGGAAACUCCAAGAGACACCGAAGAAGAAGCGACAUUGUCGGACGAAUUUUAUUCCCAUGACACGGACGACGAAGACGACCACAAGAGAAGAAGAGACCGAGCGAAUUCCCUAGACGGCAUUUCGACGACAUGCAGCAGGUUAGGGUCUCCUUCCCCUCGCCUUGGAAAUUCGGGGGUGCGGAAGUUGUUCACCAACAGCAGAGAACGAUGGCGGCAGCAAAACGUUAGUGGAGCUUUUGCUGAGCUCCGGAAAUUGGUGCCGACCCAUCCGCCGGACAAAAAGCUGUCGAAGAACGAGAUCCUGCGAAUGGCAAUAAGGUACAUCCAGCUCCUCAGCAACGUCUUGGAGUGGCAGAAGAAGCAGGAUCGCAACGGCCUGCAGCAACAGGACGUCAGGAUCAAAUGUGAACCACCAUUUUCCGCUCAUAAUUCAACGAGCUAUCAAUCGAAAUCCAGUGGAUCCUUCUUCAAGCACGAGAAGAUGACCGACACCGCCCAAGGAUGCGAGAUUAAUUUCCACGGGCCAAAGAGUAUCCAGCAUCCAAGUCCUCGCUUGACUUGCGACAAGAAUGGGAACAAUCUGUUGAUGAUCGCCCCCAGUACCGGAAGUGUGAAUUCCUCUACCAAGCGGAACACGUCACCGACAAUGAUGGCGUCGAGGAGCCAUUAUGGGCCAAGUGGUCCAGGAGGCGGAAGCUUGCUUCGCCCUCCAGGAACUCUAUUGAGGUCCUCGGGGGUCUUCCCGAAAUCUCCCCAGAGUACAGGCAAUUCUUUGAGCUGCUCCGUUGUAAAUAGUCCAGUCAAUGGCAGUGGACAAAAGAGGCUCAAGGUGGAGGGAGAGGACGUCGAGGAUGCUGCUGGACGGAACAAGGAAUGCAGAUCUCUCCCCGGAGUCCUGUCUUCGGCUCGAAAAAGAGUCAAGGCGAUCUCCUUUGCCAAAGACGCUGGUGGAGGAUUCCGGAAUGAGUUUAAGAACUGUGAUAGGAAAUAGCGACCUCGCGUGUCCCGCGAUAGUGAUUAUAA
Orussus abietinus is the source of this 1322-nucleotide messenger RNA. It is a transcript of the gene HLH3B, whose product is annotated as protein atonal homolog 1. Gene Ontology annotation, molecular function: protein dimerization activity; DNA-binding transcription factor activity, RNA polymerase II-specific; RNA polymerase II cis-regulatory region sequence-specific DNA binding. NCBI's taxonomy places the organism in Eukaryota, Metazoa, Arthropoda, Insecta, Hymenoptera, Orussidae. The coding region runs from base 178 to 1290 and encodes 370 amino acids. Gene Ontology annotation, biological process: regulation of transcription by RNA polymerase II. The record is from RefSeq and is a predicted model, not a curated record. The transcript is spliced from 4 exons.